This is a messenger RNA of Solea solea (common sole), 2777 nucleotides long. It is a transcript of the gene sox7, whose product is annotated as SRY-box transcription factor 7. Bases 383 to 1585 code for a protein of 400 amino acids. Gene Ontology annotation, molecular function: DNA-binding transcription factor activity, RNA polymerase II-specific; RNA polymerase II cis-regulatory region sequence-specific DNA binding. The transcript is spliced from 2 exons. NCBI's taxonomy places the organism in Eukaryota, Metazoa, Chordata, Actinopteri, Pleuronectiformes, Soleidae. Gene Ontology annotation, biological process: regulation of DNA-templated transcription; anatomical structure morphogenesis; cell differentiation. The record is from RefSeq and is a predicted model, not a curated record.
AUUAAGUAGUGUUGAAAUCUCUCUCUCUCUCAAUUUACAAACAAGGAGGAGCUGAGAAUCUCCGGGGUUUCUCUUGGAUCCUGCUCCUCAAAUAUAAAGCUCCCCCCAUGAUCAUCAUCCACCAGGAAAGACUGAAUCAUAAGUCACUAGAAGGAACACAGCUCAUGUGCGCGCUCUGCUCACACCUGCCUGCAGCCUGUAGCUCCACUGAUCCACGGCUGGAUUUUCCUUUUUUUUUAAAAAACCCGCUGAAGUUGUUGCGCACAUUUCAUUUUGUAUUAUUAUUAUUUAUUCCCCCCUUCAGUGUCGCGCGUAAUCAGACAGAGCGCAACUUAGUCCAAAAGAAAGUGUGAGGCGCAUCUCAAGUUUUUGGAGCGCGCAGAUGGCAGCCCUCAUCAGCGCGUACUCGUCGUGGCCGGAGUCCUUCGAGUGUCCUCCCGGAGACGUGGACGUGACCGACGUUCACGGUCCGCACAGGAACCCCGCGGACAAGACGCCGGAGCCGCGGAUCAGGCGGCCAAUGAACGCGUUCAUGGUCUGGGCCAAAGAUGAGCGCAAACGGCUGGCGGUGCAAAAUCCGGACCUGCACAACGCAGAGCUCAGCAAAAUGUUGGGGAAAUCAUGGAAGGCCUUGACUCCCACGCAGAAGAGGCCCUACGUGGAGGAAGCAGAGAGGCUCCGGGUUCAGCACAUGCAGGACUACCCUAACUACAAGUAUCGGCCUCGCCGGAAGAAGCAGCUGAAACGCAUCUGCAAGCGAGUGGACCCCGCCUUCCUCCUGAGUGGACUGGCGCCUGACCAGAACACGCUGCCUGAGCAGCGAGUCCUCUGUCACCCCCCUGACAAAGACGAGACCAGCCCUAAUUGUGUCAACGGCGGGUUUUCCAGUCCCAGCCCGGCUCUGCCCAGCGUCAGAAGCUUCAGAGACCCUGCGGGUUCCAACAGCAGCUUCGACACCUACCCCUACGGUCUGCCCACUCCUCCUGAGAUGUCCCCCUUAGAUGCCAUGGACCACGAGCACGUACCCCCCUCCUACUACUCAGCGUCUGGCAGCUCCUGUCCAGACGAGCACCAUCAGAACCAGACACACAUUGGCAGCCCGCCCCCUUACCACACUGACUACACCCAAAUCCACUGUGGAGGCACACACAUAGCUCACAUCUCUCACAUGUCCCAAACUGGAGGCGGCACUGGACUGAUCCCCGGCCCUCCGCUGUCAUACUACAGUACCUCGUCCUUCCCCCAGAUUCACCACGGGCUUCACCAGGUUCAUAUGGGUCAGCUGUCCCCCCCACCAGAGACACACGGCCACCUGGAGACUCUAGACCAGCUGAGCCAGGCUGAGCUGCUGGGAGAGGUGGACCGCAAUGAGUUUGACCAGUACCUGAACUCUACAGGGGCCGGGUACCACCCGGAGCAGGGCGGCGGCGGCGGUGGCGGCAUGACUGUGACUGGACACAUCCAGGUGGCUUCAGCCGCCACAGUGUCUGCCACCGUGUGUCCCAGUAGCAGCACAGAAACCAGCCUCAUUUCUGUGCUGGCCGACGCGACAGCGGCCUACUACAACAACUACGGCAUCUCAUAAGCUAAGUUCAGACACUACAGCUAUAAAAAUGGGUGCAGACACUUGGGGAUAACGUUGCACUUGGCCGCUGAUACGGGGAACGAUCUCAUUAUUAGCAUCUAUCGGCAACUUUAUCCCACCAUGAUUAAAAAAUAAAAAACUGAUUACUGAGCAAUAUGAUUGUCUGGAGCCGAGGACAGAGCAAAGAUCAAUUGGAGGAACAUGAAGAAAGGGAGAUGGACACCUCAGGGAUGCAGACUCAAACUAAAGUAUGCCACCUCCAGUUGUUGUGAAGUUUCCAAACCAGAUGAACAAUCGUAAAAAAAAAUAAAAUAGAAACACUUGUCGUCCACUUGUAAAUGUCACCACUUAACUGUUGCCGCUGUUGUACAGAUGCUCUCGAUGCUAAUUUAAGUCCUUUGAUGUUUCACACUAAAAUGCUAACUGUAAUGCUUAUUAUCGACGCUUUCCACUCGAAUGUUUGUAUUGUUAUUAUUAUGUUCUCACUCCCACUAGUGUGGGAGUCUUACCUCAGUAGUUGUAAUUGAAUGAGGUCGUAGUUGGACAUUUCUUAUGCAAUUUAACAUCGUGUAUUAUGACGAGAAAAAAAAAGACGUUUAUACUUCUCCAGUACUUAAUAAUAUAUAUAUAUAUAUAAUCAUAACCUCUAGGAUGAAAAAUAAUAAUGGUAACUAAAAGUGUAUGCUGAUUUAGGUUUGUGACGGACAAUAAUUUAAAAUAAAGGUCAAAUUUUUUUUAUAUUAUUGCAAGUCUCCUCGGAUAAUGUGCCCACAGAUUCACGUUCACACUUAAAAUCCAACUGAAUAAAAACAAUAAAACAAAGUAGGGCUCUAAUAGAAUGUGGAAAACGUGGUGUGCUGCUUGUCCAUCUUGGAAUCCAGUGGCACGCUAUUUUUUCCUCUAUUUUUGGGCUCCGUGUCCCUCUACUACUGCAAGUGGCCCAUUAUGACACUGCUCGCUUUUUCCACCCUCCAUCACAUCAUCCUUCUUCAUCCGGCUCCUCUCGCUUUCAAUUCAUCCCGGGCUUCAGAGGAUUAGUGUAAAGGAGGCACAGCCGGCGCCACCCGCCUCCAUCUCAAACCGUCCUUUGUUUUCCUGGAGUCUUAUUCUGGAUGCCAUUCUUACGCUCUCUGAACACUCCCCCCCCCACCACCACCACCACCCCUUCAUCCCAUGUUAUAUCUUGCUGAUG